AUGGGUGUACGCGGAAAUAGGAAACAUUUGAAGCGUUUAAAUGCCCCAAAGCAUUGGAUGCUUGAUAAGUUGGGAGGCAACUUUGCCCCACGACCAAGCACCGGUCCUCACAAGCUAAAGGAGUGCCUUCCUCUUGCGAUAUUUCUCCGCAAUCGUCUUAAGUAUGCACUUUCUUAUGAUGAAUGCACUAAGAUCUUGGCACAAGGCCUCGUUCUGGUCGACGGUAAGGUCCGUACAGACAGGAAAUUUCCAGCUGGUUUUAUGGAUGUCAUUUCCAUUCCACGCACUAAGGAACAUUUCCGUCUUAUUUAUGAUACGAAGAAGCGUUUUGCAAUACACCGAAUCCACGCCGAUGAAGCUACCUACAAGCUAUGCAAGAUCCGCAAAGUCUUGGUAGGAGCUGGCAAAGUGCCCUACAUUGUUACUCACGAUGGACGUACCAUUCGAUAUGCCAACCCUGAGAUUAAAGUUAACGAUACCGUUCAGAUCGAUUUAAAAACUGGCAACAUUCUUAACUUUAUCAAAUUCGAACCAGGCAAUGUAUGCAUGGUCACGGGUGGCCAUAACUUGGGUCGUGUCGGUGUCAUUACUGAGUGGGAACGUCAUCCUGGUUCCGUCGAGAUGGUUCACGUUCGUGACAAUACCGGUCAUCAAUUCGUUACCCGCCUGAAUAAUAUCUUCAUUAUUGGCAAGGCUAAUAAGGCAUGGAUUUCGCUCCCCAAAGGCAAGGGUAUUCGACUUUCGGUUCUGGAGGAGAGAGAUCGUCGUCUUCGUGCACGAAGAGUUGGGCAUUAA
Molecule: messenger RNA, 795 nt
Organism: Rodentolepis nana
Lineage: Eukaryota; Metazoa; Platyhelminthes; Cestoda; Cyclophyllidea; Hymenolepididae
Source: the annotation of a GenBank genome assembly